This is a messenger RNA of Trypanosoma conorhini, 462 nucleotides long. RefSeq lists its product as uncharacterized. Lineage: Eukaryota; Euglenozoa; Kinetoplastea; Trypanosomatida; Trypanosomatidae. The record is from RefSeq and is a predicted model, not a curated record. The transcript has a single exon. The coding region runs from base 1 to 462 and encodes 153 amino acids.
AUGUUUCAUUUAAGCAUCAUUCGACGCAAAAACCCUGUUAUCUUUAAGCAGGGGCAGGGGAUGUUCUCACACCAACUGAAGCGUUUGCUGCAGAAGAAAUCGAUUCACCGCUACAACUGGGAUCCCUUGCCCAUGUACGACCCACGCAAACUAGUGCACUCCAAUCGGCGCGUUGACCCAGAGACGUGGCAGGAGAAGUACGAUCCACACUGGGAUGAGCGUGCGCACCUGGUGCCAGAUCAGGUGUACUACCACAUCCCCGUCCCGCCCGAGUACAAGGAUGCGUAUUGGUGGAGAGACCUUCAGGCGCGUCGCGUGCAGUGCCCUGUGGAGUGGGUGAGUCAUCGAAUGUACAACAAAGGUGACCGACAGCGCUACGACUUCCAGGACUUGGCGUUCCGCAAAAAGUUCGAGUAUUCGUACGAGGAGGUGGUCAAGAAUGCGAGGGAUAUGCGGAGCUGA